Molecule: messenger RNA, 468 nt
Organism: Medioppia subpectinata
Lineage: Eukaryota; Metazoa; Arthropoda; Arachnida; Sarcoptiformes; Oppiidae
Source: the annotation of a GenBank genome assembly
AUGAGUGUUAAUAAUGAGCGACAGCAAAAUUCAGAGCAUAAUAUACUAACUGAUAUACAAAACGGCAUUCGGGAGACAAUCAACAAAGCCAUGAAUCAAAUGGAAGACAUCAAGAAUAAGACCGACAAAACAGUGUUCACUAUUAACACAUUGGAGGACGAGUUGUCUCAACACAAAUCAAAUCUACAAAACUUAGAGACAAAUCCUGUGAACUUUACAACUAUAUCUCCAACUGAAUUGGACAAAAUUCCAGGUGAUAAUAAUGAGCGACAGCAAAAUUCGGAGCAUAAUAUACUAACCGAUAUACAAAACGGCAUUCGGGAGACAAUCAACAAAGCCAUGGAUCAAAUGGAAGACAUCAAGAAUAAGACCGACAAAACAGUGUUCACUAUUAACACAUUGGAGGACGAGUUGUCUCAACACAAAUCAAAUCUACAAAACUUAGAGACAAAGUUUGAAAACGUAAAG